This is a messenger RNA of Thlaspi arvense, 489 nucleotides long. The record is from the annotation of a GenBank genome assembly. Lineage: Eukaryota; Viridiplantae; Streptophyta; Magnoliopsida; Brassicales; Brassicaceae.
AUGCCCCCGGAAGCGCAAUCGCAAUCUCGGAGAAGGGAGAAGAAAAUGGCGGCCAAAACCCUAAUCAGGUCGGGAGCUUCGCUGAUGAAUCGGAUGUUACUGUCGAAGCCGACGACGAAUCUCGUGCAGAACAAUCUCAGAUCGUUUCAGCAGAUAGCUCCUCAGGGACAAGAACUCUCGCCGUAUUUCUUCCCGUCGUUGUCGAAUCUACAGAGCUCGCUCAGUGCUCGCCCUAACGACAGUGUAACGCUCCAGGAACUCUCGGAACGUGGGUUUCUUCACCCGUCUGGUCUUCCUUCGCUCGAGUUCUUCUUACCAGAAGUGAAUCCUUCAAGUGAGCCAUUGCUUCUAUUUCCCAAGAGGACAUUCCAACCGAGCACUAUCAGGCGCAAACGUAACCACGGAUUCUUUGCUCGCAAGGCAACCAAAGGUGGACGUAGAGUCAUAGCUCGAAGAGUAGCAAAAGGGCGUCACAGAGUUACGGCUUAG